AUGGAUCUGCAAGAAACCGAAAUUUUUACGCAAGAACACCAACCGAUCGCUUCGACAUCGACAGCGGCCCCGACAAAACCAAAACAAACCACGCUGAAAAAAAGGCCAAACGCCAAACUGGGGUUUACUUCCGCUCCGCACCACCAACCGAAAAAAACGAAACAACCGUCGAACCAAGUUAUCGAGUUGGUGGAUUCGGAGGACGAGACAACGGACAGGACAUGGCGAGAAAUGCAGUCGACAACACUGUUAAACCUACCCGUGAAAACCAUAGUCGAUUUGGCCGACUUUACUCAUUUUUCGGGCUUCAUGGAAGUGUUGCUCACCGAGGACGUGCCGAUCGAGUCUCUGAUGUUGAUGCCGACAGUCGCGGUGGUAAUAAUGAUGGCCAUAUUUGUCAACAAGAACCCGAUGCCGAACAUUUCCAAGGCCGAAAUAUUGGCGACGUUGUUAAAUUUCCAGCUUUGGAAAUGCCCGACAUUGAAUGUAAUGCAAGAUCUCAAGACGAAGUUAUACUCGAUCCCGGUGUGCCGCAUUCCAAACACCGACGACUCGUCGAACCUGUUCGACACAUACAUGAUCAUUUUGGGCCAGAUUUACUGGAAGACAACCGACUGCUUGGAGAACACGCCGCUGAGUUGCAUCAGCGAUAUCUGGGAAGCCGUUCCGCCUACCUCACGGACAUAUGUGUCCCUGAGGGACGCGAAGAGUUUGUUAAACUUUAUGCUGAACUCGCGGUGGGACUCCAGCAGUGCGAUCAGACAACCAGAGAGCAGUUCAGAAUUAUAUCGGAACACGGCGACCACGUCCACGUCGUGCACGCCUGCUCUUACUCAAACUCAGCUUGUCGCUGUGCCUGGCUCCGUCAUAGCACCGUCUGGAGGGCACGGCGACGAGUUAGAUAUCGACGACGAGUUUUCCUCGCUGACCUCAAAACUGUCGACUGGGAGAAUAUCAUUAGAUAUUUCUCUGCAAAAGGAUACUCAGUCAAAAACAGCGAAGGCCCACGUAAUUAUGGAGGAUUACGUGUACGAAUUGAAAAUGUACAAGAAGGAGGAUAUCCGGAACUUGGAUCGCUCUCAGUGGUACACCCGUGUCCACGUGAAGGCGGUGGGGACGGUCAAGCAGGGACAUCCGACGAAAAAAAAAUUAGACGGUCUGGUUGGAGAUCUGAUGGCGGAUUUAAAAACGAAAUCCAAUUUACGGAUGGAGAAGAGCUACACCUAUGGCCAGAAACAUUAGAACAAUUAUUGCUAACAUAUCCUUGCUGCCCGCCAGACGCUUUUUUUAAUAUAAAAGAAUUUUACAAUAACCCCAAACUUAAUUUUCUCGACGAUACUUCCAAAAAAGUUAGGGUCGCCCUUCGCAAUUGGUGUGCUCGUAUCGCCGAAUGGACGAUAUCGGAUUUCGACAAUUUUUACAAUACCCCCGGCAUCUUUCCCUAUUUUAACGCGUACGCUCGGCAACACGAUAGCGUAUACUACGACGUCGACGUUUCGGUUAAAAUCGCCAAUGACUUGUUGGAACUACAGUUUCAAAAUGAUUCGGAUACCAUCUCGAAGUUCCUCAAGGACAUUUACGAUAUCUGCGACAAAAAAAUACCGAAACGCAAUUCGAUGUGCGUAGUAAGUCCACCAUCUGCCGGCAAAAAUUACUUUUUCGAUGCUAUUGCGUCGUUCUUUUUAAAUUACGGCAUGUUCGGAACGGCUAAUAAAACAAAUAACUUUUCGUGGGCAGAUGGUGCCGGCAAACGCCUCGUGUUGUGGAACGAGCCAAAUUAAAAAGCCAAAUUUAACGGGCAACGCCAGGGUUAGGACAGCAAGUACAUAUUAUAAACACGAUCCCUGAUGAAGAAAUAUUUGAUUUUACCAUUAACUAUUCACAACUUGGAAAAAAUAACAUACAUUAGGAUCCACGCAUUCAAUGUAACCAUUACAUUUAAAUAUUUUAUCCAUCGAUGGAUACAUGAACGAAUUGCAUUCAGAAGUAUUGAUGCGCAAAAGCCCUACAAUACAGUUCGACUUUAUAGAAGCCUUCGACAUAGUAAAUUAUAGAACCAUGCAAAACAUUUUUUGGGACGUUGACACAUUUUUUAACAUAUUUUUCUUCAUCCUUAGACAAUGUAAUCAAUAUUAUUUAAGUAGGUCAAUAAAAAAAAACAACCUACUCACUCCUCAAAGAGAACCCCUAUACGAUUUUGCAAUAUUGAACCAUUGAGUUCCGAUCGAUAAUAAUUUUGGGACACAAAUAAUUGUACAAUUUUAUUAAUGUGGCAAUAAUAAUAACGAGAGGGUAAUUGCAAUAAAAAUUAAUUUAUUAUUUGGAAACACUAUUUUUGAUUAAGUCUGCUUAUGAACAUUACUGGCUACCUUUUAUCGACUAGAUAUGUCUAGGUUUUCAUUCAACAUUGUUGAAAAAAUAUGAUGAACACUUUAUAGAAAACGUGCCACCUGCCAGUACUACUAACACAAUACUAAUAAUAUAAAUAAAACUGUAAGUUAAUAUAUUAUAGUAUAAUCAUCUAAAAUAACAAUACAAGAUAGU
This is a messenger RNA of Adelges cooleyi (spruce gall adelgid), 2544 nucleotides long. RefSeq lists its product as uncharacterized. The transcript has 2 exons. Bases 1 to 1242 code for a protein of 413 amino acids. Lineage: Eukaryota; Metazoa; Arthropoda; Insecta; Hemiptera; Adelgidae. The record is from RefSeq and is a predicted model, not a curated record.